ACCGUCAAUUUCCUAGCUGAUUAGUAGUUCUAACCUCACUACCAUUGGUCUGACAUGUUUUGAUUCAGUUAAAUCUAUGCGUUAAAUUUACAAUGUUUAUAAUACAGGAAGACCUCCAAACUGCUGAUAGGUUUAAGCUGGUGACCUCCGCUUUGGAUCGGCUGGUUGUUAUUGACGCUCAAGCCAAUUCCCAAUGCAUUGACCUGCCAAAGCUCCCGGCUGCAGAGCAGGAUGAUAAAGUGGGUCAAAUCAAGCCAACUGAAGCCGUAAUCAACCGGAUCACCUGCAUGGAGUCUUCCAGAGAUCAGCAGUACAUAGCAGUGACCACUGAAAGCAAGCAGUUGGUGGUCUUUGGGGCCCAUUUCGGCGUGGUGAAGAACCUGAUUUUGGCGCGAGCGCCUAGCAAGGUGUGCUUUACGCCAACCAACGAUGUAUUAGUGGCCGAUAGGACUGGGGAUGUUUACCUGUAUAAAAUAGCAGACGAAAGUAAUCAGCCGCAGUUGCUACUGGGACAUUUAAGUGUGAUUCUGGACAUGUUGGUAACAACCUGCGGCCAGUACGUGAUAACUUGCGACCGAGACGAGAAGAUCCGCGUGUCCCGUUAUCCGAACUCGUAUAACAUUGCCACUUUCUGCUUGGGGCAUACGGAGUUUGUUACUUCCCUGGCUUUGCUAACUAAUCCCAACGUCCUCCUGUCGGCUUCGGGGGAUGGGACUGUUCGGAUGUGGCACUACUCGGAGGGCAAACAAAUUAGCAUAAUAAACACGGCUGGUUUGGUGGAUGGGCUCACUAUGGAAAAGUUCGGCAGCCAAAUGGAUCUGGAAAAAGUGGACGUAACUGCCCUCCCAGUAACCAGCAUGAAAGUGAGCGAACAAAACGGACUGGUAACUCUAGCUAUUUCCUUAUACAGUAUUCCCAAACUGUAUCUAUACAGCAUUAAGACGCCCAGUUUAGAACAUUCGCUUAAGCAUACUGUGGAUUUGUAUGCCAACAUUGUCUCUUAUUGGCUAACAAGUCGGCUCUAUGUGCUCUCAGAUAAGUUUGAGGUAUAUCAAGUUGACGCUGAUACUCUUAGGGCAGUGGACGCGAAAACUACCCAAAAUAGACUAGUUGAGUAUAAAGCGGCCUUUGUAAGUAACGACUGCGACGUUACAGCGUGGUAUAAAAGGAAGUUUGAUAACGUUCAGGAAUACAUGGAGCGAAAAAAGCUGAGGCUGGAGUCGAAAUAAAACGGGAGUUUUAUUUU
Dendroctonus ponderosae (mountain pine beetle) is the source of this 1246-nucleotide messenger RNA. Its product is annotated as tRNA (guanine-N(7)-)-methyltransferase non-catalytic subunit wuho. Gene Ontology annotation, cellular component: nucleus; tRNA methyltransferase complex; cytosol. Bases 93 to 1229 code for a protein of 378 amino acids. Lineage: Eukaryota; Metazoa; Arthropoda; Insecta; Coleoptera; Curculionidae. Gene Ontology annotation, biological process: RNA (guanine-N7)-methylation. Gene Ontology annotation, molecular function: tRNA (guanine(46)-N7)-methyltransferase activity; protein binding. The record is from RefSeq and is a predicted model, not a curated record. The transcript has 4 exons.